Molecule: messenger RNA, 2143 nt
Organism: Scheffersomyces amazonensis
Lineage: Eukaryota; Fungi; Ascomycota; Pichiomycetes; Serinales; Debaryomycetaceae
Product: protein-transporting protein
Exons: 1
Coding region: 62-2065 (667 amino acids)
Biological process (GO): post-translational protein targeting to endoplasmic reticulum membrane; SRP-dependent cotranslational protein targeting to membrane
Cellular component (GO): Sec62/Sec63 complex
Molecular function (GO): RNA binding; transmembrane protein transporter activity
Source: RefSeq, a predicted model, not a curated record
CUAAUUUAAAUAUAAGUACCAGUUAAGUUUAUUAUUUAUUUGGUUAUCCAAUAAUUUUACAAUGGCUUCAUCAGAAUAUAUUUAUGAUGAAGAUGGUGAAGUAUGGCCAUUUUUUGUAUUAUCGAUAUUAACUUUUAUAUUAUUACCAAUAACCAUUCUGUGGGCUUAUCGAGCAUUUAUUGCAGUCGAUUCACUUUCAUCUAAUGCUAAAAUUAAAGGUGCUAUACUUGAAAAUAGUGAAUCUGUUGAAGUUAAUAAUGUUAAAGAAAUUAAAAAAUAUAGAAAUAAACAACAAUCAUCUCGAAUUUUUAAUAAAACUUUAAUAUUUUUAAUUAUUGGAUGGUCAAUUGUAUUUUAUAUUAAUAAAAAUUUAACUCAAUAUGCUGAUAUUAAAAGUAUUUUUGAUCCUUAUUUAAUUUUAGAUAUUCCAUCAUCUUCAACAGAUAGAGAAGUUAAAAGUAGAUAUAGAAAAUUAUCAUUAAAAAUUCAUCCUGAUAAACUUCCAAAAGAUAUAACUGAACAAGAAAAAAUUAAUAUGGAAGCUACAUUUAUUAGAAUUAAUUUAGCUUAUAAAGCUUUAACUGAUGAAGUUACUAGAAAUAAUUUCUUAAAAUAUGGUCAUCCUGAUGGUCCUCAAGAUAUAACUCAUGGAAUUGCUUUACCAAAAUUUCUUGUUGAAGGUAAAUAUUCUCCAAUUAUGAUUGUUAUAUAUUUCUUAUUAAUUGGAGUAUUAUUACCAGCAAUUGUUGGAUUAUGGUGGAAUAAUGUUAAAUCUCAUACUAAAAAGGGUUUACAUGUUGAUACAGCUGCUUUAUGGACUCGUAAAUUAACUGAUAGAAAUCCAAGUAAAGUAGUUACACCUUAUGUUAUUUUAGAUUGGAUUCUUGAUAGUAUUGAAGUUAAAUCAGCAUUCCCUCAUUUAACUAAACAACAAUUAAGAAAUUUAGUUGAUAAACAUUUUAAUCGAGAAUUUUCUUCUGAUGCUCAAAUUGAAUCUGAUAAAGUUAAACUUAUUUCUUUAUUACCUAAAUUAAUUAGUGGAUUAAUUGAUAUUACAAUUGUUUUUAGAAAUACAGAAAUCAUAUUCCCAGCUUCUGAUUUACAAAAAGCAGUAUUACAGGCCGUUAAACCAACUGGUAAAUAUCAAGAAAUUCUUCAAUUACCAUAUGUUGAUGCUAAAGUAGUAGAAAAUCAAGAUGUUAAAAGAUUAGGUAAAUUAUUUACAUUAUCAAAAGAAGAAUUACCAAAAGUUUUGGGAGUUAAUGAUCCAAUUAAAAUUGAAAAGAUUUUAGAUAUUGCUAGUCAUAUUCCAUCACUUCGAGUUAUUGAAUCUGAAUUUGUAGUUCCUGGUGAAGAUGUUAUUCCUCCAAAAUCUCAAGCUCAUUUAGCAUUAAAAUUCUUAGUUAAGUCUCCAAGAUUAAAAUCCAGUCCUGAAAUUGAAGAAUCAAGAUUAAAAGAAGAAGAAACUUUAGAUUAUUUAAGAAAUCCAUUAAAAUCCAAUGAAACUCAACCAGAAUUACCAUUUUCAUAUGCUCCAUAUUUUUCAUACUAUGUUCGUAAUAAUUGGUCAGGUUAUUUAAUAUCUCAAAAGGAUAAUAAAUUAGUUGAAGAUAGUACUGCCUAUAAAUUAGAAAACAUAGAUUUAAGUAAUUUAGAAAUUAAUCAAAAGGAAUGGAUAGAUGGUAAAGAAGUUAUUAUUGGUACAUUUAAAAUUCCAUUAAGUACUCCAACUCCAGAAGUUAUAGGUACUUAUAAUUAUAGAGUUGUUCUUAAGAAUAAUUCAUAUUUUGGAUCUGAUGUAGAUAUUCCAUUAUAUUUGGAAGUUAAAAAUCCUCCUAUGAAUAUUAAUAUUAAUAAAAGUAAUAAAGAAAUUGAUAGUGAUGAUGAGAGUGAUAUUUCCGAUCCUGAAGAAGAUUCAUUAGCUGGAGCUUUAGCUGCAUUAAGAGGUCAAUCUACUAAAAAAAUAACAGAAAUUACUAAAGAAGAAGAAGAUGAUGACGAAGAAAGUGAUACUGAAAGUAUAUUUACUGAUAUAAAUACUGAUACUGAAGAUGAAGCUGAGUGAUUGAUUGAUUAAUUGAUUGAUUAAUUGAUUGAAAUAAGAUCUAUAAUAUUUAUUCUGUAUAUAUAAAUAGAGAAUACA